Messenger RNA from Cucurbitaria berberidis CBS 394.84, 1800 nucleotides. RefSeq names its product FACT complex subunit pob3. Gene Ontology annotation, cellular component: nucleus; FACT complex. Lineage: Eukaryota; Fungi; Ascomycota; Dothideomycetes; Pleosporales; Cucurbitariaceae. The transcript is spliced from 5 exons. Gene Ontology annotation, molecular function: histone binding; nucleosome binding; DNA binding. Bases 83 to 1765 code for a protein of 560 amino acids. The record is from RefSeq and is a predicted model, not a curated record.
CUUCAGCUGUCGCGCCCUCACCGUUAUCUACCAUUCAACCUCUCCAUUCGUCUACCUCGCUCCUAUUGAGGCGAUCGCAAACAUGGAGGCAUUCAACGACAUUUACCUGAAUCUUUCUAGGAAGUCCGGCGCAACUCGAUUCUCGGACUCUGGCUUUGGGUGGAAGCCCGCAAAUGGCGAAACAUACACGUGCGACCAGUCACAGAUCAUCCAGGCGCAGUGGAGUCGAGCUGCACGCGGCUACGAAGUGAAGAUUCUCUCACGAAACGACGGCGUGAUACAGCUCGAUGGAUUCAAACAGGAAGACUAUGAGCGAGUAGGAAAGGUUUUCAAGACAUGGUACGGCAUCAAUUUGGAUAAUCGCGAGCAUGCCCUACGCGGUUGGAAUUGGGGCAAGGCCGACUUUGGUAAGGCCGAACUCACCUUCAACGUCGCCAACCGCCCCGCCUUCGAGGUGCCCUAUACCGAAGUUUCGAACACGAAUUUGGCAGGAAAGAACGAAGUCGCUGUUGACUUUUCGCUUCCCGCUGACGGUGAUGCCGGCGCAAACGGAUCCCUGGGAGGAGCUCGAUUCAGAGGCAAGAAGUCUGCAGGAGCUCGAGACCAGCUGGUCGAGAUGCGCUUCUACAUACCCGGUGUGGCGUCCAAGAAGGAGAAAAAUGAAGACGGCGAGGAGGCCUCUGGAGCUGAGGAUGGCGAGGAGACGAAUGCUGCUAAUCUCUUCUACGAAACUCUGAUGGACAAGGCCGAGAUUGGCGAAGUGGCCGGUGACACAUUCGCCACUUUCCUAGACAUCUUGCACCUUACUCCUAGGGGUCGUUUCGAUAUCGACAUGUAUGAAAGCUCGUUCCGACUGCGCGGCAAGACCUACGACUACAAGAUCCAGUUUGACUCAGUCAAGAAAUUCAUGGUGUUGCCAAAACCCGACGACAUGCACACUCUCAUCACUAUUGGACUCGAUCCUCCUCUACGACAGGGCCAGACGCGUUAUCCAUUCCUGGUUAUGCAGUUCAAGCGCGACGAGGAAGUCAACCUAGACCUGAACAUGAAGGAAGAGCUUCUGGAGUCCAAGUACAAGGAUAAGUUACAGUCCCACUACGAAGCACCCAUCGCUGUAGUCGUAUCCGACAUAUUUCGAGGGCUGAGCGGGAAGCGCAUUUCCAGGCCGUCUCGCGACUUCAUCAGCCACCACGAGCAAUCCGGUGUGAAGUGUUCGAUCAAGGCCAAUGAAGGCCACCUCUUCUGUCUCGACAAAGCCUUCAUGUUCAUCCCUAAACCAGCAACCUACAUUAGCAUGGAUAAUAUCGCAUCGGUGACCAUGUCUCGUGUCGGUGGAGCCAUGGCGGCAAGUCGCACGUUUGAUAUUACCUUUACCAUGAAGGGUGGUAUGGCAGAGCAUCAGUUCUCCAACAUCAAUAGAGAGGAGCAACAGCCCCUCGAGAACUUCUUCCGCGCUAAAGGUAUCAAAACGAAGAAUGAAAUGGCGGAUGACUCCGGAGCGAUUCUUGCGGCUGCACUCGCAGACGAAGAUCUUGCAUCCAGUGAUGAUGGAGGUGUGGCAAAUCGCGGAAGCGCGGAUGAAGACGACGAGAGCGUUGAUGAAGACUUCCAUACAGAAUCGGAAUCUGAAGUCGGUGAAGAGUUUGAUUCGGAUCACCAGAGCAGUGGCGGUGAUAGCGAUGCUGAGAUGGAAGACGCGGAGAGCGAUGCCGCCGAGGCAGCCGUUCCAGAACGCCCCAAGAAGAAACAGAAGACGGACAAAUGAUAACCUUGCUCGCCACGUGUGACGGUGAGCAGGGG